Molecule: messenger RNA, 1803 nt
Organism: Fonsecaea multimorphosa CBS 102226
Lineage: Eukaryota; Fungi; Ascomycota; Eurotiomycetes; Chaetothyriales; Herpotrichiellaceae
Exons: 6
Coding region: 1-1803 (600 amino acids)
Biological process (GO): transmembrane transport; carbohydrate transport
Cellular component (GO): plasma membrane
Molecular function (GO): carbohydrate:proton symporter activity
Source: RefSeq, a predicted model, not a curated record
AUGGCGAUCAAACGGUUCUUCCAGAAGAACCCCUCGACUUCUCGACGUGGAGACUCGGUACGGUCUUCAUUCACUCAGAAUGGAGAUACCGUCGACGUCGAGACAGAAAAGGGUCCUUUUGACGAUGAAUCCAAGGUGCCGUUCCUCACCUUGAGGACUUUCUUCAUGGCCGUCCUGGUCUCGUUUGGAGGCCUCUGCUUUGGUUAUGACACCGGCCAGAUUUCGGGCUUUUUGGAAAUGCAAGAUUUUCUUCGUAAUUUUGCAGACCAAAAAAAUCCCCUAGGCUUCAGCAAUGUUCGAUCGGGGUUGAUAGUUGGCAUGUUGUCUAUCGGCACUCUGAUAGGUGCUCUGGUUUCCGGCCCAGUUGCCAACAUCCCGGCCAUUGGUCGUAAAUAUUCGAUUUGCUUCUGGACAAUAAUCUUCUGCAUUGGCGUUGCUGUGCAGAUCGGCUCAAGCUCAGGUCAUUGGUACGAAGUCAUGAUUGGCCGUAUCAUCGCUGGACUGGCCAUUGGAGGUCUCUCAGUGAUGGUUCCGGCAUACCAAGGAGAAAGUAGCCCUCGCCACGUGCGCGGAGCUAUUGUGUGUUGUUAUCAGCUUUUCAUCACCAUCGGUAUCCUUAUCGCAAAUUUGAUCAACUUCGGAACUGAAACCAUCAACAACACAGCGUCGUGGCGGAUCCCCAUGGGUAUCGGCUUUCUGUUUGCGAUAGUCUUGGGGGUUGGUAUUUUGUUCUUCCCAGAAACUCCCCGUCACGACUAUCGCAAUGAUAGGAUUGAUCCUGCCACCACAAGCAUUGCCAAGUUCCAUGGAGUGUCCGAAAGGCACCGGGUAGUCAAAGAGCAGCUGGUGGAAAUGCAAGAAAAGCUGCAAAUGGAAAUCGAGGGUGGAGAUCAUCCGAUCUGGGAGAUCUUCACAGGUCCGAGGAUGCUCUACCGGGUCAUCUUGGGGUGUAUCAUCCAGGCCCUGCAGCAGCUCACCGGUGCCAACUACUUCUUCUAUUAUGGGACGACGGUCUUCGCGUCCGUGGGUCUGUCGAACUCUUAUGUUACCCAGAUCAUCCUUGGCGCCGUCAAUGUUGGCACGACUUUCCCCGGACUUUACUUUGUCGAAAAGUUCGGACGCCGCAAAUGCCUCAUGAUAGGAGCCGCCUGGAUGUUUAUGUGUUUCAUGAUCUUUGCUUCUUUGGGUCAAUUUGCCCUUCAGGACAACGAUGGUACAAAUAACCAGACGAUCGGCUACGUGAUGAUCAUUUUCUCCUGUCUUUUUAUUGCGGCGUUUGCCUCCACAUGGGGCCCGAUGGCUUGGGCUGUGACCGCUGAGAUCUACCCCUCGCGAUAUCGCUCGCAGUGCAUUGCUCUUUGCGCCGCUAGCAACUGGCUUUUCAACUUCCUCAUCGCCUUCUUCACGCCUUUCAUCACAGGCGACAUCAAUUAUGCAUAUGGAUAUGUCUUUGCUGGAUGCAAUCUGUUUGCUGUUUUCUUUGUCUACUUCUGCUUGCCCGAGACGUCAGGUCGCUCCUUGGAAGAGAUUGACACUAUGUUCCUCCUCGAGAUCAAGCCUUGGAAGAGCAGCAAAUGGACUCCGCCAAGGGGCGAGGAACUUAUCACCGCGGACAAGCUGCGCCUCAAGAGUGGUGGGAGACAUAUCAGCAAGAAGAGAGAGGCCGGAACUGGCGAGGCUGAACAGAACGAGGACUUGGUACAUACGGGUAGCGAUGAUUUGCCCUACGUACCGAUUGUGUCCGGUCCCGAGCACCAGCUGGGUGCGGGUGUGCGAGGAGAUUCGUACAGGGGUCAAAGGUAG